Molecule: messenger RNA, 1086 nt
Organism: Colletotrichum graminicola M1.001
Lineage: Eukaryota; Fungi; Ascomycota; Sordariomycetes; Glomerellales; Glomerellaceae
Product: D-isomer specific 2-hydroxyacid dehydrogenase
Exons: 1
Coding region: 1-1086 (361 amino acids)
Molecular function (GO): NAD binding; D-lactate dehydrogenase (NAD+) activity
Source: RefSeq, a predicted model, not a curated record
AUGAAGCUCGCCGUCUUCAGCGCUAAGCCCUACGACAAGAAGUACAUCUCCGCCGCAUACGAGGCCAGGAAGGACGAGUUCAAGAAGCACAACGCAAAGCUCGCCGACGACAACACUGACUUUGGCAUACUCUACCACGACUUCUCCCUAUGCUCCGAGACCGUCUCCCUCGUCAAGGAUGUAGACGCCGUCUGCGUCUUCGUCAACGACUCCCUCACUGCCGACGUCAUCGAGGCACUGCACAAGGCUGGCUGCAAGGCCAUUUUACUGCGCUGCGCCGGUUUCAACAACGUCGACAUUAAGACUGCCGAGAAACUGGGACUCUUUGUCGCCAACGUCCCCUCGUACUCCCCCGAGGCUGUCGCAGAGUUCGCUGUCGCCCUGCUGCAAUCCCUUAACCGACGCACUCACAGAGCCUACAACCGCACCCGCGAAGGCAACUUCAACCUUGAUGGUCUCCUCGGAAAAACGGUGCAUGGCAAGACAGUGGGCAUUAUCGGCACCGGAAGGAUUGGUGUGUCCAUGGCCCGCAUCAUGAAGGGCUUCGGCUGCACCCUCUACGCUUUUGACCCGUUCGAGUCGGACGACUUCAAGAAGCUCGGCGAAUACCUCCCCUUGGAAGAGCUUCUUCCCAAGUGCGACUUCAUCAGCUUGCACUGCCCUUUGAUGGAGAAGACGAAGCACAUCAUCAACGAAAAGACCCUCAAGCAGAUGAAGCCCGGCUCUAUAUUGGUCAACACCUCCCGAGGCGGUCUCAUUGACACAAAGGCCGUCGUCCACGCCCUCAAGACUAAGCAUCUCGGCGGCCUGGCCCUUGAUGUGUACGAAGGCGAGGGUGAUCUCUUUUACAACGAUCAUUCGGGCCACAUCAUCGACGAUGACCUGCUCACCCGCCUCAUGACCUUCCCCAACGUUCUGAUAUGCGGCCACCAGGGCUUCUUCACCGAGGAAGCCCUGCAGGAGAUCUCUGAAUGCACCUUCCGCAACCUCGAGGACUUCAUGCUCGGACGCAAGUGCUCCAACUCUCUGGUCAAAGACGAAAUCACCCUCUCGCGCAGAGAUUCGCUCCCGGUGCGUAUUGUCUAA